GUUGUCCGUGGUGCACGUGCAUCAUCAACCCUGACUCGACGGUCAAGUCUACAUAGAGUCCGGUUCCGGUCGUGAUACCAACUGCAGGCUGCCGGGAAACCAACUGCAGACUGCUAGAGGCCGGUGCUGCAGACGAGUGCUAACAUGGAAGGCUCAUGGCGGUGGAGAUUGGUGGUGGAGUGUAAGAAGCAGCUCAACGGCGAGGUUGGAGUCUAGAUGUCGCUGUAGCACGAGGGUAGGCGAGGCCGCAUAUAGACGGGGAAGAGGGGGGGGGCGAGUGCGAGUGUCCAAGGGACUGAUAUAAAACCCACCGAGCAACCCUCACUCCCCCGGACCCCAUCCACAAGCCAGCAAUCCCCAUCACAACACCACGAUGUCCAACCAGACGCUCCCUAAGCCGCGCACCCCGCUCCCCUCCACCUUCGCGCUAUCCUCCUACCCGAAGCUAUCCCACAUCUCCGCCGGGCACCUGCGGCACAUGCACAACCUGUCCCUGCAGCGGCCAGGUGACUGGUCUUCCAUGUCUUCCGUCUUCCCAGAGCAAGAAUGGCACGACGCACUGCGGUACCAGCUCAGCACAAUGCUAUACGGGGCAGGACUCGCACACUUCCACCAGCUUUCUGCCAUCCGCGCGCCGUUCAAGAUGCUGUGCCACCGGCUGAUCGAGAAGAUGCUGCACCGCGAUGUGUGGAGCUACUGGUACCUCACCAGCCAGGGCGGGGUCGCGUGUAAUCCCGACUUGAAGGUGCUGCGAGCGCCGUGGGCGGACCCCGUAAGGAGGGAGAAUAUCAUGUACUCCGGGCAUCUGCUGCUUAUGACGACGGUUUUUGCUAUGCUGUUUGAUGAUGAUGAAUGGGAUCAGGACGGGGCGUUGGUGUUUACGCAUGAUCCCGUAUAUUAUGGGCUGGGCGAGGAGGUCUAUAGGUACAGUAGGACGGAGCUGCAACGCGCGAUACUGGCGGAGAUGGAGAGGGAGGGAUGGGUCGGCGUUUGCUGCGAGCCGAAUGUCGUCUUUGUCAUCUGUAACCAGUUUCCGCUGGUAGCGCUCCGCCUCGACUCCGUCCGCAAGGGCAACGGGCACGCCGCCGAGGUGCUGGCCAAGUACGUCGCCGCGUGGAAAUUGAAGGGCGUGCAGUUCGAGGGCGACCAGAUGCAGGCGGACAUGUACAUGGUCCAGCAGAGACAGGCACUGCCGUUCGGCGAGAUCGCUAUGUCUGCUUGGGCGGCCGGAAUGCUCAACACCUGGAAUCCCACCUUCUCCCGCAACCUGUAUCCGCACCUGCUGGCGGGCUACCUCACGAAGAAACCCAACGGCCGAAUCAACCUCAACAGCGCGCCGGUCGCCACACGGAUCCGCGAACUUGCGAGCAGCAGCAACAGCAGCGGGAGCCAACCCACCGACCCCACCUCGCCAGAGCUGUUUACGCAAGCAUGGGAUGACGCUCCCACCCGCGCCGCGGCGCUCUCGCCCCUCCUGCGCCCAGGCAGCACAUCCUCACGGAUGCCGACGAAGCCGGUAUUCGGGUGCGUUCUCAGCUACGUGUCCGAAGUCGGGCCACGGGCCCAUCUCGCGGGGCUGCUGCAGCACGCCGACGAGAUGUUUGGGCUGCAGUGGCGGGACGGCGGGUGCUACUAUGCGCGCGGCGACGAUGAGGUCGUUGUUGAUGACGACGGAGAAUGGAGGUUCUGUGAUUCGUUUACUGGUAACGCGCUGAUUCCGUAUGCCAGGCUUAAUGUUCAGGAUGGGUUGCGAAAGAUGUAUGAACACCCCUGGACCGGGGAGGAGAUAAGGGGGAGGCCCUGGGUGGAUGGGCUUGGGGGCUUCGAGGAGGGGGUGGACUUUUUGAGGGCGAUCUGGGAUGAUGAGGUCAAGGCUAUGGUGCUGACGCUUCGCUGCUGGAACGGUACAAGGACGGUCAGGCCGGUGGUUAGACAGCUAAAGGCGGGCGUUUACGAUGUCUACGUUGGUGGAUGGUUGGUCAAGAGUGAGAGGGUGCUUACCGAUGGAGGAGCGGUUGAGGUGGAGUUUCAGGUUGGCGAGGACGAGUGUGAUUUGGUGGUUUUGAGGGACAAAUGCGAGUAG
Molecule: messenger RNA, 2083 nt
Organism: Tricharina praecox
Lineage: Eukaryota; Fungi; Ascomycota; Pezizomycetes; Pezizales; Pyronemataceae
Exons: 3
Coding region: 374-2083 (569 amino acids)
Source: RefSeq, a predicted model, not a curated record